Molecule: messenger RNA, 2719 nt
Organism: Thrips palmi
Lineage: Eukaryota; Metazoa; Arthropoda; Insecta; Thysanoptera; Thripidae
Product: serine proteinase stubble-like
Exons: 6
Coding region: 16-2454 (812 amino acids)
Biological process (GO): proteolysis
Molecular function (GO): serine-type endopeptidase activity
Source: RefSeq, a predicted model, not a curated record
GGUCUGCACGCGCACAUGAAGCGCUUCGUCGUCAGCGACCGCGGCGUCGUCGCCGACCUCGGCAGCAACGACCUGCGCAACGCCGCCGCCAACCCGCUGGCGCUGUCGGGGUCCUCGGGGUCCUCGGAGCGCGGGGCGCACUCCAGGGCCGAGGCCAGGGCCUGGUACGGGGCGGAGCAGGCGCCAGGACUCGGCCCGCAGCCGGCGGCUUACUUUUCCGAAGCAUCAGCAGCACCGCCUUGGCGGCCACCCGAACGCCAGCACGGCCAGCACGGCCAGCACGGCCAGCACGGCCAGCACGGCCAGCACUUCGAGACUAGGCAAUUAGAGUACCGGCAAUGGGGGCAGCACUUCGGGCCCGCCGAGUACGGCCAAGUUGCAGUGCCUCAGCAAUUCGGGUCCUUCGGGUCCUUCGGGACCUUCGGGCCGCAGCGCUGGGCCGCGCCGGGCCUGCAGCAACAGCAACCCCCAGCCUGGCAGCGCGCCGAGCAGCAGCCCUUCGCGGGGCAGUGGGGCCGCCAGGACGCGGCCCCGCAGGAGAGGCUGUUCUUGCACGACGACAACCACCCCCAAGCACAGGACAGGGGGCGAAACCCGUCUCACGGCCAACGGGACGCCGCCGCCUUUCAGCAGCGGCCGAACACUCAGUGGAACGGGGCGGCGGUGAGCCGGUACCCUGCCUACGCUCAGAAGGACCUCCCUUCCUGGCAGCAGUCUCAGAGGCGGCAGCCCGUCGUCCAGCAGGACAACCACAGCCCCGCCGACCACCGCACCUCUCAGCAAAGGCGCCCUGCGACACAACAGGGCCUUCCCUACGACCAGCAGGGGUACCCUCAGUGGACGCCUCCCUCCCAGCAGCAGGAGCAAUCCAACACCUGGCAGGACUACUCCCACUCUCAGCGGGCCCAUCCCCAGCAAUACCACUCCCAGUUCCCGCAGGAGCACUAUUCCAACGCCCAAUUUGGUUCCUACCCUCAGCAGCCCUCGCCAGAUUAUUCCUACCCUCAACAGGUGCAGUCCCACCCCCAGCAGGACCGUCCCGACACCCAGCAGGAUCGCUCCGCCGCGUCGCUCCCAGUGGGGCGGCAGGGGUUGGAGAGCUCCUCCGUGCCGCCGCCGUGGACCGCCCCGUCUCUGGCCGUGGGUCAUGCAAGCGUACAGGAAGGCGGCCUGUGGCAGGGCGAGUCGCGAGAACCCUGGACGACCAAGUCCUCGCCACUGGAGGCACCGGGGCCGAGUACGCCGAGCCAGCAGCCGAACCAGCACUUCGGAGAGCCGCAGCCCGGCGACGCGGCACAACCCCACGGCAGUCCCAGCCCCAGCGACCCCAGCAACCCCAGCAACCCCAGCAACCCCAGCAACCCCAGCAACCCCAGCAACCCCAGCAACCCCAGCGACCCCAGCAACCCCGGUGGAGCGACUCCAGAGGGCCCUACUCGCCUGCAGAGCCUGCAGCCUCCCAGCCCUGGUGCCAGGAGCAGGCAGAUGUGCGAGCGGUACUCCAGGGCGACCCGGAAACAGCUGCGGGCGAACUCCCUGCUGCUCGGCGGGGACGACCUCGAGCAGGCGAACGCGGCGAACGAGGCGCACGUGGGGGACUGCAGCAACCCCAUCUCGCUGGUCGUCGGGGGCCAGAACGCGUCCCAGAACGAGUUCCCCCACAUGGCGGCGGUGGGCUUUCGCAGUGGCGGCGAGCUGGACUGGCUGUGCGGCGGCUCCCUCAUCAGCGAGCAGUUCGUGCUCACGGCGGCGCACUGCACACACACGGGCUGGGGGAGCCCCGUCGUCGUCCGCGUCGGGACGUCCUUCCUCGCCAACGCGCCGCCCUCGGCCCGCGCCGCCAUGGACGUGGCCGUCAAGGAGGUCGUGCCGCACCCCCAGUACGCGCCGCCCGCGCGCUACCACGACAUCGCCCUGCUUCGCCUGGACGGCGCGCUGGCCUUGUCGGACCGCGUGCGGCCCGCCUGCCUGCCGCCCCCGAGCGCCGACCUGCUGCAGCAGCCCGGGGAGCUCCCCGACGACCUCCACGACGACCUCCACGACGACCUGCCCGCCGACUCCCUGGUGGUGGCCACGGGCUGGGGCAGGCUCUCGUACGCCGGCGACGCGAGCGACGUGCUGCAGAAGGUGCCGCUGCGGGUCUGGCCACGCUCGUCCUGCGCGCGCGCCUUCCAGCCGGACGCUGACGGCGCGCACGGCCUCGGACAGCGCCAGCGCCUCCAGGACGGCCUCGGCCCCGGCAUGCUGUGCGCCGGCGACCCGCACUCCAACAAGGACACGUGCCAGGGAGACUCGGGAGGCCCCCUGCAAAGGGUGACGCCCGAUAACCCCUGCGCCUUCGAGGUGGUGGGCAUCACGUCGUUCGGCAAGGAGUGCGGCCUGGGGCUGCCCGCCGUCUACACCAAGGUGUCCUUCUACGUGGCCUGGAUCGAGAGCGUCGUGUGGCCGCAGUAGAGGCUUCCAACAAUGUGUGGAUGCAGUGUGUGGAAUUCAACUCUACUCGUAUUCCGGAAGAUAUUUAUUGGCACACACAAUCGAUUUGACAACAGUAUGUUCAGGAAUACAUUUACAUUCUUUUUGAUAUGCAAAUUCACAAUCAUUCAUGAAAACUAUAUUUAUGUACAUAUGACCUACAAUACUGCUACAAUAAGGAACGAAUAAAUUGUACGUUACAAUAACGAUAUAACUUCUAAAAUUAAACUUCUAAGUACAAAAUAAA